Molecule: messenger RNA, 1291 nt
Organism: Capsella rubella
Lineage: Eukaryota; Viridiplantae; Streptophyta; Magnoliopsida; Brassicales; Brassicaceae
Product: dof zinc finger protein DOF2.1
Exons: 2
Coding region: 141-1001 (286 amino acids)
Biological process (GO): regulation of DNA-templated transcription
Molecular function (GO): DNA binding; DNA-binding transcription factor activity
Source: RefSeq, a predicted model, not a curated record
UUCUCCAAAACCCCCUAAAUCUCUCUUUCUUUUCUCCUCUGGUUCCUUUGUUCUUUGGAGUUUGAGCAAAAACACCAACCAUAGUUGCUAAUUACUACUAUAGAACUAAGUAAUCGUUGCUUUUAUCCUUUGUUGCAUGGAUGGAUCCUCAACAGGAAAUCUCAAACGAGACUUUGGAAACCAUUUUGGUAAGCUCAACAAAAGGAAGCAAUAACAACAUCAAGAAAAUGGAAGAAGAGAUGAAGAAGAAAGGGUCAAGAGGAGAAUUAGGAGGUGAAGCUCAAAACUGUCCAAGAUGUGAAUCUCCAAACACAAAGUUUUGUUACUACAACAACUAUAGUCUCUCUCAACCUCGUUACUUCUGCAAAUCUUGUCGGAGAUAUUGGACUAAAGGUGGUACUCUCCGUAACGUCCCCGUCGGUGGUGGCUGCCGUAGAAACAAACGAUCCUCAUCUUUCUCCAAGAACAACAAUAAUAACAAGUCUAUUAAUUUCCAUAAUGAUCCUCUUCAUCAGAACCCUUUGAUCACGGGAAUGGCACCAUCAUCUUUUGGUUACGACUCCAUUGAUCUCAACCUCGCUUUCGCUUCUCUUCAAAAGCAUCAUUCAUCCUCUCAGGCUAGUACUACUACUUCUUUUGGUUUUGGAGGUGAUCUUUCUAUUUAUGGAAACUCAGGGAAUGAUGUAAUCUUUGGAGGACAAAACGGUCAUUUUAACAACAGCUUGUGUUAUGGGUUUAUGUCCGGAAAUGGUAACAACAACCAUCAAAGUGAUAUCAAGAUGGCUUCUACAUUGGGGAUUUCAUUGGAAGGAAACGAGAGAAAGCAAGAGAAUGUUAACAAUAUCUCAGAGAAUCCUAGCAAGGUCUUAUGGGGAUUCCCAUGGCAGAUGACCGGAGAUUCCGCCGGAGUUGUACCGGAGAUUGAUCCCGGAAGGGAAAGCUGGAAUGGGUUGGCUUCAUCUUGGAAUAGUAAUGGUUUACUCAACACUCCUUUGGUCUAAGAUAAGAUCGUUACUAAAUAAAAUAAUAAUAAUAAUAUUACUCUAUAUUAAAGUUUAUGUCAUCACAUGUUUGUAUACCACUUUCACUAAUAUGGGGGAUGUUUGGUUUUUUUCUUUAUAAUUUCUAGGGUUUCUAUCUUUUUUUUAGUUUCCCAAUUUUCUUGGUUGAGACAAAAGACCUAAGACAUUUCUCUUCUUUUCAAAACUUCUUUGGUGUUUUAAUUUGUAAUCUAAUGGUGGAUGGGUUGGUUAAUUAUUUGUUACCAUGUAAUAGAUAUUCUCUUGUUCUC